AUGCCCCAAUUUAUGCAUUUUAGAGAUAGUGGUGAUACACUUCCUUUUGUUGUACGUCAAAAUGGAGGUGUUGUUGAUCAAUCCUCGUCUGCUGCUUUACUUAAAUUGCUUUUAAUUCGGCGUAAUAAUUUGUGUGGUCUUUUAUUUUGUUUUCUGGUCACUGCUUUACUUUAUGUACAAUUAUACAAAUUUCCGAAUCAGUUACAGUUGGUUGAUAAGACAAUGGAUGUUUUACAAAAUAGAGAGUCAUAUAAAAAAGGGAUAGCUAAUUCUGAGAGACGAAAAGACGCUGAAAAAAUAAAAAAGAAAAUUAUGCCAAUGAAUAUUCCAAAAUUUGAAGGUCCGAAAAAUGAUAAACAAAAAGCUUUAAGAGAUGCCUUUUUACAUGCUUGGCGAGGUUACAAACAAUAUGCUUGGGGACAUGAUCUUUUAAAGCCUGUAACACGUACAUACCAGGAAUGGAUUGAAUGCGGUUUAACCAUUGUUGAUUCAUUGGAUACUCUUUUAAUUAUGGGUCUAAAUGAUGAAUUCAAUGAAGCAAAGGAAUGGGUAGCUAAAGAGUUAGAUUUUGAUAAAAAUAGAUUUGUUAGUCUAUUUGAAACAACUAUUCGGAUACUUGGAGGUUUAUUGAGCGCUUAUCAUCUUUCUGGAGAUCAAAUAUUUCUUACAAAGGCAGAGGAUAUUGGGCGUCGAUUAUUACCUGGUAUUAGCGAUUCACCUACAGCUGUUCCUUACAGCGACGUAAAUCUUCGUACUGGAUCUAGACAACAACCUAGUUGGAGUGUAGAUUCUUCUCUUGCAGAAAUUGCUUCUCUUCAAUUAGAAUUUCGUGAUUUAGCCCGACUUGUUGAGAAUGAUACUUACGAGACAUUAUCUUUUCGUGUCUCGGAACAUAUUCACGACCAACCUUGUAAUAAACAAUUUGGGUUAUGUCCCAUGUUUAUUUCCCCAACUGGUGGACGUUUUCGAGAACCUGGCACUUUAACUUUUGGUGCUAGAGCUGAUUCUUAUUAUGAAUAUUUGCUAAAACAAUGGUUACAAACUGGGAAAACAAUUGACUGGUUAGAGAAAGAUUAUAGAAGGGCGAUGGAUUCUAUGCAAAAUAAAUUGUGGAAAGGGACUGUUUCUGGGAAAUUAUAUUUUGUUGGAGAACAAACAACGGAAUCAUCAAAUUCUUUAAUUAAAUUUUCUCCAAAAAUGGACCAUUUAGUUUGUUUUCUUGCUGGCACUUUAGCACUUGGUACUCAACAUGGAAUGCCCUCUAUACAUUUGGAAAUUGCUAAAAAUCUUUCUCAAACAUGUCAGGCAAUGUAUGAAAAUCCUACAGGAUUGGGACCUGAAAUUGCUUGGUUUAAUAUUAUUGAGAAUGAAGAAAAUAAAAAGACUACUGAUAAUGAUGAAUCCAAACUUCCUCCUGAUUUAUAUAUUAAAUCGAUGGAUGCUCAUAGUCUUCUUCGUCCGGAAGCAUUCGAAGCUUGGUUUUAUUUACAUAGAAUAACUGGUGAUUCUAUAUAUAAAGAAUGGGGAUGGACUGCAUUUAAAGCAAUUGAACAAUAUGCAAAAGUUGAGAGUGGAGGAUAUUCUUCUGUUCAAAAUGUAAAGAGAAUACCUGUACAUUUAAAGGAUAUGAUGGAAUCCUUUUUCUUAGGGGAGUCAUUAAAAUAUCUUUAUUUGCUUUUUGCUGAUGAUCAACAAAAUAAUCCAGAUAUACCUCUUGAUAAAUGGAUUUUCAAUACAGAAGCACAUCCUUUGCCAGUCAGAACACAUUGA
This is a messenger RNA of Meloidogyne enterolobii, 1770 nucleotides long. The record is from the annotation of a GenBank genome assembly. Lineage: Eukaryota; Metazoa; Nematoda; Chromadorea; Rhabditida; Meloidogynidae.